Messenger RNA from Symbiodinium sp. CCMP2456, 3171 nucleotides. NCBI's taxonomy places the organism in Eukaryota, Dinophyceae, Suessiales, Symbiodiniaceae. The record is from the annotation of a GenBank genome assembly.
AUGGCAUCCUGGCGCGACUUGCAACAAGCCGUCUUUCUGAGCCCGGCGCAAUGCCUUCUGCGGGUCUGGCAGUUUGCCGGACCAGCAUGCUGCUUCAAGGCCAAGCUGCUCGCGCGCGGCGCGGGGCCCGCGGAUCCGCCUGGCGAGGAGUGGUGGCCCGACCUUGGAAAAUGCCACUUGAUGGCGCAGCUGCGCGUGCAUCCCGAGGACGGGCGGCUUCUCAGCCUGGACCGUCUUUGGGCGGCCAUCCGUGCUCGGCCAGAGGCCGUGAACACAGCGACUCCCGAGGGAAAGCCAUUGACCAUCGCGGUGAAGAAAGGCUGCCGUGGUGCUGCCGAGCUCUUGCGAAAGAGCGGCGCUGUCUUGACCUGCGCUGGUGCGGACCAGCUCCUGCGCGAAUCAGCACAACGAGGGAACGUCGAGGCCUUGCAGUUGCUUCUCUUCGAGACCUCUGGAUGCCUGAGAAAAGAGCCCUGGGCGAGCUUGAACGCGAGACCCGUGAAGCACGGAGGAACUCCCUUGGACGUGGCAGUAAGCCAAAACCAGCAGGAAUGCGUCGAGCUUCUGCUGAAGGCGGGUGGUCGACAUUCGCUUCAUCGUGCAGCAGAAUUGGCGGUUCCGAGUAUGGUCCGCGCUUGGCUGAGCGAGGGCGCGGCCGUGGAGGAGUGCGACAGCAGUGGUGCGACACCACUGCUUCUGGCAGCAAAAGGCACAGGUCGCACAGCAGAGCGAACAGAAUGCCUGCAGCUGCUGUUGCGUGCUGAUGCCAUGGUCGAUGCCUUGCCAAUUACCCAGGAGACGCCGUUGAUGCACGCGGCAAGACGAGGCGUCUGCGAGCAUUGCGAAUUGCUCCUGGAGGCAAGGGCAGAUUGCCAGCGCAGGGAUCGCAAAGACCGGCAACCCAUUGACCAUGCAGCGACAAAGGAUGUGCGUGCCUUGCUGUCAGCGGCCAUGAGUGCUGGGCAAGGAGCUGAGUGUCAGCGAGAAGAGUGGAUGUGGGCUGAGGAGGACCAGGCUCUGCCGGCGGCUCCGAACCCGUCGAACCCUUACGCCCGGCACCAACUACCACAGGACUGGCACCAGAUGACUGCUGGCUACCACAUGCUGCCGCACGCACAGCAAGCUUUCCAUCAGCAGCUUGGCUUUCUUGGCGCCAGCUACUUCAUGGUCAUCUCUGCCAAGCUUCCAAGGCCCAGUCUUGCCAUGAGGGUAUGGGCCCACAAGCCAGUGGACAACCUGGAAUGCGAUGUCUCCACAGCAGUUCUGAGACCUGCCUACCAAAUUGUUGAGCCGAUUUCUUCUCCACCGCCGGUUGUUCAAGCCAUGCGAUGUCCAGCCUGUGGCAACGUGUACAUGACCGACUCCGUGUACUGCCGGAAAUGUGGAAGGAAACGUGACAUCCUCUCUCCAGACUUGUCACGGCCGUUCUCGGUGACGCUACCGGCGACUCUGCCAACAACAGCGCCGCCACCACCGCCACCGAUGCCUGUCAGGGCUGGGGCGACGGGCUCUCCAGUGUCCGCCGCACUGCCUGUUGAGGUAUCAAGCCCACGUGCGGGGGCAAGGGGCAGGAUAGGAUCCAAGAUGGUCUCAGAGAGGGCAGGUCGAAGGUCAUCCAUGUCCAUUUGCAGCACUUGCCAUGUGGUGCUGCUGAGUGGCAAAAGCACUCCGGUCCGUGUAGGAGCCGACACGACCCUCAAAGAAGUGCAGUCGCGCGCAGAGGCUGCCUUGCGGACUGGCAUCAGCAAGCUGAUCAAUUCAGCUGGAGAGACCCUUUCCCGCGCCAGCACAGUUGCAGAAGCCGGACUGCGAGAUGGAGACUCGCUAAAUGCCGUGGCACGCUGGCCGGAAAUUGCCUCGACUGCUCCUGCGUUUGCUUUCCGACGGGUUGACGGCUCCGUGGUGACCUGGGGACACAAGGACGGGGGUGGAGACUCUAGCAAAGUACAGGACCAGCUUCGAAACGUCCAGGAGAUCCGCAGCACAGCAGGGGCCUUUGCCGCAAUCCGCUCUGAUGGAUCUGUGGUGACUUGGGGAGGCCGGGAGUUUGGUGGUGAUAGCACCAAGAUCCAGCACCAACUGCGACAUGUCUUGGCCCUCCAAAGCUCUUGCGCAGCCUUUGCAGCUCUCCGCUUGGACGGAUCCGUGGUGUGUUGGGGAGCAGACGAUGUCGGGGGGAAUUGUAACAAAGUCCAGAAGAAGCUAAAGAAUGUGCGACAGAUACAAGCCUCCACGGCGGCGUUUGCAGCUCUGCUAGCUGAUGGAACAGUCGUCACCUGGGGAGCACCGGACUGUGGAGGGGACAGCGACGCUGCGCAGGAUCGGCUGAAGAAUGUGAAAAGCAUCAUUAGCAGUGGCUAUGCCUUCGCUGCCAUCUGCCAGGAUGAAACGGUGGUUACCUGGGGCAAUGUGGCAGAUGGAGGCGACAGCAGAGCUGUCCAACACAAGCUGAAGUCUGUGAAAGGCAUCGCUGCGACCGAUUCGGCUUUUGCAGCGCUGCUAGGGGACGGUUCAGUGGUCGCUUGGGGUGCAGGCGGAGCUGGUGGCGACAGCCGACCCGUUCAAAGUCGUCUCAAGGACGUGAGGAGCAUUCGUGGCUCUGUUGCUGCAUUUGCAGCCAUCUUGGGGGACGAAUCGGUCGUUACAUGGGGAUGCCGCAACUGCGGUGGAGACAGCAGCGCCGUCCAGCACCAGUUGACAAAUGUGCAGCAGAUUCAGAGCAAUGACUCUGCGUUUGCAGCAAUUCGUGGCGACGGGUCGGUGGUCACCUGGGGAAGUAGGCGGCAUGGUUCAGACAGCAGUGCUGUUUCGCAUCGGCUCCGACAGGUGCAGCAGAUCCAAGCCUCGACUGAAGCGUUUGCUGCCCUCCUGACGGAUGGCUCAGUAGUGAGCUGGGGUACAGAUGUCUAUGGUGGCGACAGCCGCGCCGUGCAAGGGAAGCUGAAGGGUGUGCAGCACAUCCAGGAAAACGGCUUUGCCUUUGCGGCGCUGCUUGAGGAUGGGUCAGUCGUCACAUGGGGGGACCCAGAGAACGGAGGUGACAGCAGUGCCGUGCGAGAGCAGCUUUCACAGACGGCAUGGGACAUGCAGACACAACCGCCUAAGAAGAGGCGGCGCAUUGUGGGAAAGCAGCCUGCAACAAGCCGGCUGUCUCCCGAUGCUCUCAAAUGA